Molecule: messenger RNA, 1916 nt
Organism: Zingiber officinale
Lineage: Eukaryota; Viridiplantae; Streptophyta; Magnoliopsida; Zingiberales; Zingiberaceae
Product: protein NUCLEAR FUSION DEFECTIVE 4-like
Exons: 3
Coding region: 97-1767 (556 amino acids)
Cellular component (GO): membrane
Source: RefSeq, a predicted model, not a curated record
UCUAUAAGUAGACCUUUCAGACUGGGAGAGAGAGACAACGAUCGAACGAGAGAGAUAGAGAGAGAGAGGCAGAAACAGCGAGGCAGCGAGGAUACGAUGGAUAUCUCGGGCGCGGCGACGGGGCGGUGGCUAGGUCUCGUCACGGCGGUGUGGGUGCAGUGCAUCUCCGGCAACAACUACACCUUCUCUAACUACUCUGACGCCCUCAAGACGCUCAUGGGACUCACCCAGCUCCAGCUCAACAAUCUCUCCGUCGCCAAGGACAUCGGAAAGGCCUUCGGCAUCGUCGCUGGCCUAGCCUCCGACCGUCUCGCCACCCCGAUCAUCCUUCUCAUCGGCUCUCUCGAGGGCCUCGUCGGGUACGGCGCCCAGUGGCUAGUCGUGCGCCAAUCCAUUCGCCCCCUCCCCUACUGGCAGAUGUGCAUCUUCUUGUGCAUGGGCGGGAACAGCACGACUUGGAUGAACACGGCGGUGCUCGUAACGUGCAUCCGCAAUUUUCGCCGGAACCGAGGGCCGGUGUCAGGGAUUUUGAAGGGCUACGUGGGCCUCAGCACCGCCAUCUUCACCGACAUCUGCUCUGCCCUUUUCUCCGACGACCCCGCCUCUUUUCUCUUCCUGCUUGCGGUCGUCCCCGCCGUGGUUUGCACCACGGCGAUGCUCUUCCUCCGUGAGUCACCGCCGGAGGACGUGGAGGCGGAGGACGACGGCACCGACUCACAGUAUUUCGGGGUCAUCAACGCGAUGGCGGUGGUCAUCGCAGUGUACUUGCUGGCCUUUGAUCUGACAGGCAAACAUGGAGCGGUCGUCUCCAGGGUCUUCGCAGCGGUUCUGCUACUCCUGCUAGUGGCGCCGGUGGCGGUUCCGAUCCACAUAGCGCUAAAGUCGAUUUGCAGAUCGGGGAUACGCGAGAAAGCUGAUGUGGAGGACGGAGGAGUGAGCGAGUUAUUGUUGACAGCAGAGGCAGAGACGACGGAGGCAGAGGAUAGCCAUAGUCCGAGGGCGGAAGAGGCGGUGGUGGAGGAAAAAAUUGAGAAGGGGACGAGACGGCGGAGACCGGAGAUCGGAGAGGACCACACGAUAGUGGAGGUGGUGAAGACGGUGGACUUCUGGGUCUUGUUUUUGUCGUUUCUAUGCGGGGUUGGAACGGGGUUGGCAGUGAUGAACAACAUGGGGCAGAUGGGUACGGCAAUGGGCUAUACGGAUGUUUCCAUCUUCGUCUCCAUGCUUAGCAUCUGGGGCUUUUUUGGGCGGAUCGCAUCCGGAACCGUAUCGGAAUACUUCAUCAAGAAGCAUGGGACACCGAGACCCAUAUGGAACGCGGUCUCGCAAUUACUAAUGGCCGCCGGCUAUGUGGUGAUGGCCAUAGGCAUGCCGGGCUCCCUCUUCAUCGGCUCCGUGGUGGUGGGCUUGUGCUACGGUGUCCGUCUUGCCAUCUCAGUGCCGACGGCGUCCGAGCUGUUUGGGCUCAAGUACUACGGCCUCAUCUACAACAUCCUCAUCCUCAAUCUUCCCCUCGGCUCCUUCCUCUUCUCCGGCCUGCUCGCCGGCAUCUUGUACGACGCUGAGGCCACGAAGACGGAUGGCGGGGCUAAUACCUGCGUGGGAGCGCACUGCUACCGGAUGGUCUUCGUGGUGAUGGCCUUUGUGUGCCUGGUCGGCGUCGGGUUGGAUGUCUUGCUGGCGCACAGGACCAAGGAGCUUUACCGGAAGAUCUAUUCGACCAAGAGGUCAAAGAACAUGAAAGCUGCCGUGUCUGCUCGCCACUGAUGGUGAUUCUUUCUUUCGUAGCGUAUCUAUAUUCCUUUUUGUACUAUUUUGUUUAGGAUUUUAAUACGUUCUUUUUCGGUUGCUGCGAAUUUUAUUUUAAAACAUCGAAGCUUUUCCAGUUUUCUUUUAUUAAAACUAUUCUGUUUUCA